UGUUGCUAUGCCAACCGGUGUGUCAACAAUCAGGUCCGACGGGAUAAAGCUUCGCGUUUUGUAGCUAAGCAGGUCGUGUUGUGGAACGAUUGAUCAGGACCGCUGUGAGUUUGUUGCUACACGGAAAGGUUUUUAGCACUGACCGCAGAGACUGAAGGCGGUGUAAACAUAUUUACACGCGUGUUUAGAAUAUAAUCAUCUAGUUAUGUUCAAGAAUACAUUUCAAAGCGGAUUCCUCUCCAUUCUGUACAGUAUCGGCAGCAAACCUCUUCAAAUAUGGGAUAAAAAGGUGAGAAAUGGACAUAUAAAGCGAAUUACAGACAAUGACAUCCAAUCUCUGGUGCUUGAGGUAGAGGGGACCAAUGUCAGCACAACCUACAUCACAUGCCCUGCAGACCCGAAGAAAACCCUUGGCAUUAAACUUCCCUUCCUGGUGAUGAUCAUUAAGAAUCUCAAAAAGUAUUUCACAUUUGAAGUGCAGGUGUUAGAUGAUAAAAAUGUGCGACGGAGAUUCAGAGCCAGUAACUACCAGAGCACCACACGUGUGAAGCCUUUCAUCUGCACUAUGCCCAUGCGACUGGAUGACGGCUGGAACCAGAUCCAGUUCAACCUGUCAGACUUCACUCGAAGAGCUUAUGGCACCAACUACAUCGAAACACUCAGAGUACAGAUCCAUGCAAACUGUCGCAUUAGGAGAGUGUAUUUUUCUGACCGACUGUACUCAGAGGAUGAGCUCCCAGCAGAGUUUAAACUGUAUUUGCCGGUACAAAAAGCAAAGCAGUGAUGUGGCACCUCUGAACCAUUCCUUCAUUCCUUCAAACUGUUUUACCACCACAUUAAAUUUAUUUUCAGGAACCUA
Messenger RNA from Trichomycterus rosablanca, 859 nucleotides. It is a transcript of the gene cfap20, whose product is annotated as cilia and flagella associated protein 20. Lineage: Eukaryota; Metazoa; Chordata; Actinopteri; Siluriformes; Trichomycteridae. Gene Ontology annotation, cellular component: ciliary basal body; motile cilium. Gene Ontology annotation, biological process: regulation of cilium beat frequency involved in ciliary motility; positive regulation of cell motility; cilium assembly. The record is from RefSeq and is a predicted model, not a curated record. The transcript has 7 exons. The coding region runs from base 206 to 784 and encodes 192 amino acids.